Molecule: messenger RNA, 1179 nt
Organism: Rubroshorea leprosula
Lineage: Eukaryota; Viridiplantae; Streptophyta; Magnoliopsida; Malvales; Dipterocarpaceae
Source: the annotation of a GenBank genome assembly
GAGCCCCUGCCCUGCCCUUCUUCACCGCCUUCACCGUCUUCACCAGUUCACCAGUUCACCGGCUCACCAGUUCACCCAUCCAGUUGUUCCUCUUCUUCACUCUUCUUCACCAACCUUCGGUCUUUCUUUCUUCGCCAUCUUCACCAUCUUCACCAGAAAACCUAUGCCUAAAAUUGCCCAAAAUCGCCCAAAUUUGCUGAACCCAAACUCGCCUGAAAUUGUUGAAAAUCAUCUUGAUUUUCUUCACCCAAAUCACGCACCAUCUUCACCACUUCACCCGAUCGGUUGCUCCUCGUCUCCACCCUUCUUCUCUAUAUGUUCUGGCUUUCUUUCUUUCUUUGCCAUUUUCACCGAAACCCACAAAAUCCUACACCCAAAAUCGCCCAGAAUUGCCCAAAAAUGCCGAACCCAAAAUUGCCCAAAGUUGCCAAAAAUCAUCUUGCUUUUUCUUCCCCCAAUCAUGGAAUCACCCAAAUGUUGGAGCAAUUGCUGUUAACCGUCGAAUUUUUCAUUUAUUUUGUUUUGAUUUUGGGUUGUGAUAGUUACUGUUAAUCAUGAAUUUUCUUGUUGAUUUUGUGUUGAAUUUGGGUUGGUAAGAUCUGUUAUUAAUUGUUGUUGAUUUUGGGUUGUGCUGUGGUAUUAUGGUUGAUUUGGAUUUUGAUACAUAUAGUUUUUGUUUUAUAUUGCUGUAGAAGGAUGAUGAGGCUUGAGCUGAAUUUUGGAUUACAUGUUACUGGAUAAGGAGCAAACACUGAUGAAUGAGCUCCUAUAAUUGAAUUUGGACGAGCUCCUGUAAUUGAAAAGAGAGAAUUCGAACCUGCUCCUGUAAUUGAAAAGAGAGAAUUUAGACCUGCAUGGAGAGAUUAACCAGUUGAAGAAUUUGAACUCUGAAAUGGGAAAAAAGCUCAGGGAUCAAGAGAUGGUUGCUUCAAUUUGGUUGAAUUUGAAAAUGUGUUUUCUGCAAUAUUGCUUAUUUGGCAAUUAAGUUGUAUUAGAUAGUUUUCUGCAUUUGUAGAGGGUCUUUUUAUCUGCUUUUGUAAUGUACCCCUUAUGCCAAACCAGGCAAUCUUCUAUGUACUGCAAAUGUGAAAUGGAAUAUGACUCUUUUUUGGUCAUGUUAAUUGCCAAAUUAUGUCUAUCUUUUGAGCAUUUUCAGCUAUAUAAAUGCAAGAUUUGCUU